AUGAGUAUGGAAACGAUUGUCAUCACCAGCAGCAAUGCCUGCGCUUCCUACCACCUCUCUCUUUCCACCUCUCUCUCUCUCUCUUUUCACCUCUCUCUCUCUCUCUCUCUCUUUCCACCUUGCAACUCUUGCUCUUUUCACCUCUCUCUCUUUCCACCCCCUCUCUCUCUUUCCACCUCUCUCUCUAUUUUCACCUUGCAACUCUUGCUUUUUUUUCUCUCUCUUAAUACCUCUCUCUCUCUUUCCACCUUUUGCAACUCUUGCUUUUUCACCUCUCUCUUUCCACCUCUCUCUCUCUCUCUCUUUUCACCUUGCAACUCUUGCUCUUUUCAUCUCUUUUUUAUUACACUCUCUCUCUUUCCACUUGCAACUCUUGCUCUUUUCACCCUCUCUCUUUCCAUCCCCUCUCUCUUUUCCACCCUCUCUCUCUUUUCACCUUGCAACUCUUCCUCUUUUCACCUCUCUCUUUCCACCUCUCUCUCUCUUUCCCCUCUCUCUCUUCUCAGCCUCUCUCUCUUUCCACCUCUCUCUUUUCACCUCUCUCUCUCUUUUCCCCUUGCAAUUCUUGCUCUUUUCACCUCUCUCUUUCCACCUCUCUCUCUCUCUUUCCACCUUGCAACUCUUGCUCUUUUCACCUCUCUCUCUUUCCACCUCUCUCUCUCUUUUCACCUUUGCAACUCUUGCUCUUUUUCUUCUCUUACCAUUUCUCUCUUUCUCUCUCUUUCCACCUCUCUCUCUUUCCACCUCUCUCUUCGACCCUCUCUUUUCCACCUCUCUUCGACCUCUCUCUCUUUCCAAUUCUCUCUCUUUCCAACCUCUCUCUCUCUCUUUACCUCUCUCUCUCUUUUCCCCCUUGCAAUUCUUGCUCUUUUCACCUCUCUCUCUUUCCACCUCUCUCUCUCUUUUCACCUUGCAACUCUUGCUCUUUUCACCUCUCUCUCUUUCCACCUCUCUCUCUCUCUUUCCACCUCUCUCUUCGACCUCUCUCUCUCUUUUCACCUCUCUCUCUUUACACCUCUCUCUCUCUUUUUACUUCUCACUUUCCAACUCUGA
Acanthosepion pharaonis is the source of this 1053-nucleotide messenger RNA. NCBI's taxonomy places the organism in Eukaryota, Metazoa, Mollusca, Cephalopoda, Sepiida, Sepiidae. The record is from the annotation of a GenBank genome assembly.